Messenger RNA from Peronospora farinosa, 966 nucleotides. The record is from the annotation of a GenBank genome assembly. NCBI's taxonomy places the organism in Eukaryota, Oomycota, Peronosporomycetes, Peronosporales, Peronosporaceae.
AUGUUUACGGUCAUGUCAAUGAGCAGCACUCCAAUUUGCGCCCCACGUCGGGCUACACCCAAGAAAACGAGACUUCGCAAGCGUCUGCCCGCGUGCCUCCCGAACUUUUAUACGACCGAGACGACACAUGACGUGCAAUGCAUGGAGUCUGUCGAGUCCGCCGUCAAGGUCCCCUCACGCCCGAGCCGUCUGGACAUCGACGGCACGAACCACUCAUGGUCCGACACCGAGGAAAUAACUUUUCCAAGCCAAUCUCGUCGCACACGCCGCCAGAACAACUCGUCUCCGUGCAUCUCGCUGUCUUCUCCAUCUUCUUCAAUCUUAACGUCGCCUGCGUUCUCCGUAGCCAAGAAAGGCGUCACGUACGGCCAUAACGGCACGCUGGUGUCUUGCCGCUUUUGUGAGAUUUUAGAGUCCGGCAAAGAAACCUUCCUUUAUCAGGACGAAGACGUGGUCGUCUUCCGUCCCCUGGCCCCCGUAGUUGUGAGCCACAUCCUGGUAGUGCCGCGUCGCCACAUCCGCAACGUGAGCGAGCUGACACCUGACGAAGCGACGCUGCUGCGCCGUAUGCGCGAGGUCGCUGCCAUGAUUCUGCGGGAAAUGCCACGCCCUCUCGAGGUGCUAGCUCCGUCAAAGGCUGAACGAGCUUACGAUGUCGCAGAAGACUGCACCGACGAGGAAGAUUACGAGCCGGACUUCAAGUUUGCAUUCCACUCGCCACCAUUCAACAGCAUCGACCACGUCCACAUGCACGCCUUCCGCACGCGCGACGGAAAGUUUGGCUGUGUCGGAUCUAUAAAAUACCGUACAGAGACUUGGUGGUGUCGCUCAUUCGACGAGAUUAUGACCCGUCUGGGUCCUGGCAACCGCAAGCAGCGUAACAGAAUUGAUGCGGAAACAGUUGAGUCGGCUACACAGAAGAAAGAGCACAGACGGAGGAGGCAUCACGUCAGCUGCACCUUGUGA